Molecule: messenger RNA, 916 nt
Organism: Aspergillus nidulans FGSC A4
Lineage: Eukaryota; Fungi; Ascomycota; Eurotiomycetes; Eurotiales; Aspergillaceae
Exons: 3
Coding region: 23-916 (297 amino acids)
Cellular component (GO): nucleus
Molecular function (GO): DNA binding
Source: RefSeq, a predicted model, not a curated record
ACAACCGGCACCUCGGUUCAAUAUGCCUAAAAACGAUUCAAAGACCGUCACAAUCGAUGUGGAGGAGUUCACUAAGACUCGUGACAGUUUUCUCGCUAAACUUGCGCAGCUCCAGUCUCUCACUUUUGAGCUGUCGCGCGCAUACAUCAACCACACCAGUGCGGUGCUUGGUCAGGAUAACGCAAAUGUAGAUAUCUCGGCGAUCACCAACACCCUCGCCGCCAGUCUUCGGGACACUGGCGUACUCGCUGCAGCCGGCACUGGUUCCGGCGCCGAGUCUGGCGAGAAGAAGAAGCGUAAGCGUCGCGCUGAUCCUAACGCUCCGAAGCGCACCUUGACCCCAUUCUUCCUGUACAUGCAUCACAACCGGGCACGCAUUGCUGAAGAGCUGGGCCCCGAUGCGAAGCCAAAGGAUGUCUCAAACGAAGGUACCAGACGCUGGGCCGAAAUGCCCGACUCGCAAAAGGAGGUCUGGAAGAAACUCUAUGCGGACAAUCUUGCGGCGUACCGCGAGAAGGUUGCUGCUUAUAAGGCGGGUCUUCCUUUUGAUCGGGAUGACAAUGAUAAGGCAGCCGACCAACUACACCUAGACGUCGCCGCCGCCGAAGCAUCGGAUGAGGAGGAGGAAGAAGAAGAGGAUGAGCAUGGAGAGGAAGAAGAGGAAGAGGAGGAGGAGUCGCCUGAGCCUGCUAAGGAACCCACUCCCCCUCCUCCCAAGCGUCGCCGUAGCGAGGGUAAGCCAUCCAAGGAUGUCUCCUCUCCUGUCGUUGAGAAGAAGGGCCGAAACGAGUCGCCGGAGAAGAAGAGGCGCGGGGCGGCUAAGAAGGACAAGGAGGAGCCGCGCAAGUCUCUUGGAGGGGAGUCGAAGCGCUCGAAGAAGAAGCGCAAGAGCGACGUCGGUGGCGAUGACGAGUAA